GAUCAGAAGGGCGAAUACAACCAAAUCCGCGGCUGCGGAUGACGAUUAUAUACACUAUAACACGCUUUCACAAUUCAGAUUCUCUCUCUCCUGCGCUCUGAGACCUCUGCCUCUUUCGAUUGUUUCAACUUUCAAGCAGGUGAGCUUCAUAUCUCUUCCUAUGUGUGUUUCUUCGUGCGAUGGAGUCUCUGCAUGAGCCGAUCCGGGUUUACAGAUGCAGACUGCGCACGAAGAGCCCUGAAUUUGUGCUUGUGUUUUUCGAGGGCUUCUGAUCGCCGCGAUUGUAGUUUGCGUGUGCCGCUCUGGUUUGUCGGAAAAAUGAUUAAGCUAUUUAAAGUGAAGGAAAAGCAGAGGGAAAUUGCGGAAAAUGCCAAUGGAAAAGCACCUGUCAAGAAGCAGAGUGCGGGAGAAUUACGACUUCAUAAAGAUAUCAGUGAACUGAAUCUACCCAAAACUUGUUGCAUAUCAUUUCCCAAUGGCAAGGAUGACCUGAUGAGCUUUGAGGUUACCAUUCGGCCUGAUGAAGGAUACUAUUUAGGUGGUACAUUCGUGUUCUCUUUCCAAGUUUCUCCCAUCUAUCCUCACGAGGCACCAAAAGUCAAGUGCAAGACAAAGGUCUACCAUCCUAACAUUGACUUGGAAGGAAACGUCUGCCUCAACAUCCUAAGAGAGGACUGGAAACCUGUUCUUAAUAUAAACACUAUAAUUUAUGGAUUGUUUCAUCUUUUCACGCAACCCAAUUACGAAGAUCCGCUCAAUCAUGAUGCUGCUGCUGUGUUGAGGGAUAACCCAAAGAUGUUUGAAUCGAAUGUGAGAAGGGCGAUGGCUGGUGGGUAUGUGGGGCAGACCUUCUUCCCACGGUGCAUGUAGCAGCUGCCUGCAUUUCCAAGCACCAAAUUCUGGUUGGAAGGCUAAAGGGCCUGUAAAUUUGGUCUCGGGCAUCCUUCCCAGUGCGCAACUGUGGUUCUUCACAACCAUGCAAGUGGCACUGGACUAUGUUUGUACGCUGGUGUAACGUUGUCAUGUGUUUGCAAUAUCAUCUGGGACUUUUUUCCUUUUUAUUCUGAUGUGGAACAAUUGAGGAUCUUGUCUAUGUAUUUAUUUAUUUAAUUUACCUUUUUUUUU
Vitis vinifera (wine grape) is the source of this 1125-nucleotide messenger RNA. Its product is annotated as NEDD8-conjugating enzyme Ubc12. The record is from RefSeq and is a predicted model, not a curated record. Lineage: Eukaryota; Viridiplantae; Streptophyta; Magnoliopsida; Vitales; Vitaceae. The transcript has 6 exons. Gene Ontology annotation, molecular function: NEDD8 transferase activity. Gene Ontology annotation, biological process: protein neddylation. Gene Ontology annotation, cellular component: nucleus. Bases 193 to 870 code for a protein of 225 amino acids.